AUGGUAUACUACUUUACCUCAAAUGUGGUGAACCCUGCUGCCUUUAUCUAUGUCGGAAAAGACAAAUUUGAAAAUGAGGAUCUCAUCAAAUACGGCCUAGAGAAGGAUGUCUGGGUUUGUGUCCACCUCCCUACUCCCGAGACUCAAAGCAUAAUGAGGUCCAAACUCUUGUACUUAUGGAGUACCCAGUUUCAUGUCGAUAAUCUAUCGAGUGCUCACGUUUACCUGCGCCUUCGCGAUGGUGAAACGUGGGACCAGAUCCCACAACCGCUCCUAGAAGACUGUGCCCAGCUCACCAAAGCCAAUUCCAUUGAAGGAAACAAGAAGGAUAACAUCACGGUGAUUUACACGCCAUGGUCAAAUUUGCUGAAAGACGGGUCAAUGGCGACUGGACAGGUCUCAUUCCACAACCCCAAAAUUGUUCGAAAAGUCUACGUUCGACAGCGAGAAAAUGCAAUUGUCAAUCGGCUCAACAAGACUCGCGAGGAGAGAUUUCCGGAUCUUCGCGCAGAGAAGGAGGAAUCUCUAAAGAAAAAGCAAAAGGAAGAACGAAGGGCAAGAGACGAGCAAAAAGCCAGGGAAAAGCAGGAAAAGAGAGAACGUGAACAGCUUAAAUGGCAGAAAGAGCAUGCCUACGAUGACCUGUUCAGUGAAGAGAACAUGCAGGCAAGCAGCAAUCAGGAUCGAGACUCAGACUUCCUAGACGACUUCAUGUGA
Aspergillus udagawae is the source of this 717-nucleotide messenger RNA. RefSeq names its product putative DUF814 domain protein. The coding region runs from base 1 to 717 and encodes 238 amino acids. Lineage: Eukaryota; Fungi; Ascomycota; Eurotiomycetes; Eurotiales; Aspergillaceae. The transcript is spliced from 4 exons. The record is from RefSeq and is a predicted model, not a curated record.